This is a messenger RNA of Panicum hallii, 1858 nucleotides long. RefSeq names its product transcription factor NIGTH1-like. Lineage: Eukaryota; Viridiplantae; Streptophyta; Magnoliopsida; Poales; Poaceae. The coding region runs from base 333 to 1499 and encodes 388 amino acids. The record is from RefSeq and is a predicted model, not a curated record. Gene Ontology annotation, biological process: regulation of DNA-templated transcription. The transcript is spliced from 4 exons. Gene Ontology annotation, molecular function: DNA-binding transcription factor activity; DNA binding.
UCUGCAUUCUCUCGCCCCUCCAGCGCAGCAGCAGCAGCGGCAUCUUUUCUCCCCCUCCCACCCACGCAAUUACCUUCCUGCCCCUGCCCUGCGCACACAUCUUCGUCCGGUUCCGGCUCAUUUCCACCCCCAAAUGACCCUUCUGCCCUCCGGCUGAACCACGGGCCAGGAAGGGAUCUUCUUCUUCCUCUUCCUCUUCCUCUUCCUCCUUCCAGUAUAAACCGACUGACCGAGGCUCUCCCAACAACAGCAACACCACGCCAACAGCGAGCGCCUUCCCCGUCGUGGCCGGAACCGACGACACGGAGGCUGCAUCAGCGGCACCGGAGGCGAUGAUGGCGCGGAAGGAGGACCACCACCACCACCACCUGCGCGCGCUGGCGGCGCGGGCGGUCACGGACUCGCUCCGCGCGGCCGCGCCGCGCUCCGCCACCGCCGCCGAGCGCGCCGCGCGCUUCGAGGACUGCGUGCGGAGCCUCGAGGCCGAGAAGGCCAAGAUGGAGGUCUUCCGCCGGGAGCUCCCCAUCAGCGUCCACCUCGUCGCCGACGUGAUCGAGUGGCUCAAGGAGGAGCUCGCGCAGCACCGCCGCCCGGCCCCGGCCCCGGCCCCGGCCCCCACGCCGGAGCUCUUCGCGCCGGUGGCGGCCGCUCCGGCGGCGGCGAAGCGGAAGGCGGCGCCGGAGGGGGGAACCGUCAAGGCGGAGGCCGACGCCAACGACAAGCGGAGCUGGAUGAGCUCCGCGCAGCUCUGGAGCUGCGGGAGCCACGACGCCAGCAGCACGGCCACCGCCAAUGGCGGCGCCGCCGCCAAGCCCUCGCGCAAGGUGUCGGACGCGUUCCUGCCACGGAGCGGCCUGCCGACGCUGGGGAGAUCACCGGACGACGCGGCGGAGAAGCCCGCGGCGCUGCCGGUCCCGGACCUGACCCUAUCGUCCCCGGCGAUCGACGCCGCCUGCCCGGCCGCCCCGAGCGCCACCAGCAGCGCCGUCACGGACGGGGGCGCCGCGGCGCAGCGCCUGCGCCAGCGCCAGCAGCAGCAGCAGCAGCAGGCGCAGCAGAGGAAGGCCCGGCGGUGCUGGUCGCCCGAGCUACACCGCCGGUUCGUCGCCGCGCUCCAGCGGCUUGGCGGCGCGCAAGUUGCCACGCCGAAGCAGAUCAGGGAGCUGAUGAAGGUGGACGGGCUGACGAAUGACGAGGUGAAGAGCCACCUGCAGAAGUACCGGCUGCACACGCGGCGCGCGUCGUCGUCGGACGGCUGCGACCUCCAGGUGUCGGCCGCGGCGGCGUGCCCGUGGCCCGCGCCGGAGCAGCAGUACACGACGUCGCAGCACAGCACGUCGCAGUCGGGGUCUCCGCAGGGGCCCCUGCAGCUGACGGUGUCGAGCCGGGCCAUGUCGGCGACCGCCGGGGACAGCUGCGACGGCGACGAGGCGGAGGGCGGCGGGUCCGAGAGCUACGGCUUCGGGGCGCAGCACGGGACGAAGGCCUCGUCGUCCUGAAAAAUCUUGCUUGAUCCUUCCUUGGAACGCAGCAGUAUAGAAGAAGAAGAAGAUGGAUGCAGCGUAUGAUGAGAUGAUGGAAACCACAAACACAAACACUGCAGAUGAGAGGCAUUUUGUGUACAGUCGUUGAGAGGAUUCUUUCUUUUUGCAGAUGAACUGAUGCGAGUGAUUUGUCGAGUGUUGUUUGUAGGUGUGCGAUAUGAGAUGAGAAUGAGAUGCUGUUACAUUACAUUGCACAAAUCUUCAGGUUGAAUCGAAUGGUGGUCGAGAGGCCGAUCGAGUUUAGGAGGAUUGCUGGCCUUGUUGCCUGACUUGGAGUUAUGAGCUAUCCAUCUGUCGAUCUCGCCUGUUCUUCA